CUAUAUUUUCCUCUUUUCUAAUUAUGGCUUCUAUACAAGACCAAGAAGAGGUACCAAAAUCACCUGAAUUCCUUUCUUCUGAAGGAACACCAACAGGAGACCUGGAUAACACGCCGUUCUUCAAGUACAAAGAACAACGCGCGAUCGUUGACCAAGACAGUAAGUAUUUGUGCCACAACCUACCUAUCAAUCCUGCGUUGGACGAAGAAAUAGAACCAAGAACAAUAUUGCAUCCAGUGGUUAAUACCGGUACACCUCCUCCUGUAGUAGAUUCAACUAUCCAUUCGGAACAAGAAACCGGCCACACAAUUACAACUGAAUUGAGGGAACUGUACUCAAGCUUACAUCGUUGCCUUGAACUCCGUGACAAGUAUAUGAUCCGAUCCCGCCAGAGAUUAAAUGACAACCCAAAAAAUCGUUCUGAUUGGAAGAUCUAUCCUGAACCUCCACCCCGCUCAUGGCCUUUGCCUAGCCCAGAAGAACUCGAGAGAAGACGUAAAAAAGAGCAUGAGCGUGAGAUGGAUCCCAUUGCCGCAGUUGGUAGUGACUUUGACUUUGAAUCCUGUGAAUUCCCGUCAAAGGAUGAAAAUUAUACCUACGGCUUGAACCCCGAAGGGUUUUAUGAAGUAUAUGCUUCAGACCAUGAUAAAAAACAGCACCGUCCAAUCUGUAAUAUUCCUCACCGCAAGGAGUUUUAUGAAGACAUGGAUUUUGUCCUAAAUACCAUUAGUGAUGGACCAGCCAAAAGUUUUGCUUUUAGACGCCUGCGGUACCUUGAUGGAAAAUGGCAAAUGUACAUUCUAUUGAAUGAAUUCCAGGAACUGGCCGAUUCAAAGAGAGUUCCCCACAGAGACUUUUAUAAUGUUCGUAAGGUAGACACUCACGUUCAUCAUACUAGUUGCAUGAACCAAAAGCACUUGUUGCGUUUCAUCAAGUCAAAGAUGAAGAGAUCCCCUGAUGAUGUUGUGAUUUAUCGUGAUGACAAACACUUGACUCUCGCUGGAGUUUUCGAGAGUCUGGGAUUGACUGCCUAUGACCUCAGCAUCGACACCCUAGAUAUGCACGCCCACAAAGACUCUUUCCACCGGUUCGACAAGUUCAAUUUGAAGUACAACCCAAUUGGAGAGAGUAGACUUCGUGAAAUCUUUAUAAAAACCGACAAUUACAUCAACGGUCGUUACCUCGCUGAAAUCACAAAGGAGGUUGUGUCUGAUUUGGAAUCAUCUAAAUACCAGAUGGUUGAGUAUCGUCUUUCGAUCUAUGGAAGAUCAAAGUCUGAAUGGGACAAGUUAGCCAAGUGGGUGGUCAACAACAAGAUGUUCUCUCCCAAUGUUCGUUGGUUGAUCCAGAUACCUCGUCUGUACAACCUCUACAAGUCAUCUGGUGCCAUUGAGAACUUUGAGAAUGUAAUCAAGAACGUCUUUGAGCCGUUAUUUGAAGUCACCAAAGACCCCUCAAGUCACCCUGAGUUGUUUGUUUUCUUGCAACGUGUGGUUGGGUUCGAUUCAGUCGAUGACGAAUCUAAACCUGAGAAGAGAAUCUUUAAAAAGUAUCCUGCACCUAGAGAUUGGACUAACAAGAGCAAUCCACCUUACAGCUACUACAUUUACUACAUGUACGCUAAUAUGACUUCUCUCAACGAGUGGCGCCGCCAACGUGGUUUCAAUACGUUUGUGUUGAGACCUCAUUGUGGUGAAGCAGGUGAUACCGAACACUUGACAGCUGCAUUUUUGACGUCGUUUGGUAUUAGUCACGGUAUCUUGUUGCGAAAGGUCCCUGCCUUGCAAUAUUUGUUUUACCUAGCCCAGAUCCACAUUGCCAUGUCACCGCUGUCUAACAACGCACUGUUCCUCACAUAUGAAAGAAAUCCUUUCCCACAAUUCUUCCAGCGUGGUCUUAAUGUGUCGCUGUCUACAGAUGAUCCACUUCAAUUUCACUUUACAAAAGAACCUUUGAUUGAAGAAUACAGCGUAGCUGCUCAGAUCUGGAAGUUGUCUUCGACAGACAUGUGUGAGUUGGCUCGUAAUUCGGUUAUUCAGAGUGGCUGGGAAAACAAAAUCAAGCAACACUGGAUCGGAGAGUCUUGGAGUGAACCGGGUGUGGCAGGUAACGACAUGCAGAGAACCAAUGUACCUGACAUUCGAGUCAAGUUCCGCCACGACACUCUCACUCAAGAACUUAAUGCUCUGCGUCGCUAUGGCACCAUGGAUGGAAAAUCAGCAGAGGAACAGCUCGAAGACUUGGAAUCGGAGCCUAGUCAGCAUGACAUGGUAGGUCUGGCUGGAGUAACGGAUCCUAUUCAUCUCCAGCAAGAUUUCAUUCAUGCACGCAAUGAUCCCCUUGAUCCUUCCAUGGGACAGUUUCCAGGGGCAGCCAUGGUAGCAGAACGAGCUAAGAGAAAGACGCACAGCUGUCUUCAUUAAACAAUCAAUCGAGUACAUACAUACAUACAAAAAAAUUAUUUUAUUUAGGAAAACAUAUAUAUAUAAAGAUAAAAUAAGCAAUUUCAAUACCCAUUGAUUGGUAUUAUACUU
Molecule: messenger RNA, 2534 nt
Organism: Phycomyces blakesleeanus NRRL 1555(-)
Lineage: Eukaryota; Fungi; Mucoromycota; Mucoromycetes; Mucorales; Phycomycetaceae
Exons: 12
Coding region: 24-2423 (799 amino acids)
Biological process (GO): AMP metabolic process; IMP salvage
Cellular component (GO): cytosol
Molecular function (GO): AMP deaminase activity
Source: RefSeq, a predicted model, not a curated record